AUGUCUUCUUUGCUUCAACUGAAGCAUGAGCAAUCUUGUUCCUAUAAUUAUGAUACUCUCAAGUCUUGGAAGCCCAAUACCAAUUGUUGUUCAUGGACUGGUGUCACUUGUGAUGGACACACUGGUCAUGUGAUUGGUCUCGACCUCAGUUCAUCUGGACUCUGUGGUCCUAUCCAUCCCACCAGUGGACUAUUCCAUCUUUGUCACCUCCAAUCACUCACUCUGUUCAACAAUUCAUUUAAUGGCUCUAUUCCAUCUGGGUUCGAUCAACUCUCCGAGUUAACACAUCUCGACCUCUCUUGGAAUCCUUUUCGAGGUCAAAUCCGUGCCAAUUCUACCCUUUUCCUCCUUCCUAAUCUCCAAACACUCAAUCUCUCCUCCAAUAUAUUCGAGGGCUCUAUUCCAUAUGGGUUUGAUCGACUCUCGAAGUUAGUACAUCUCGACCUCCAUUGGAAUUCUUUUGAUGGCCAAAUCCAUGCCAAUUCUAGCAUCUUCCACCUUCCUAACCUCCAAUCACUUGAUCUCUCUGGCAACAACUUCGAGGGCUCUAUUCCAUAUGGGUUUGAUCGACUCUACAAGUUAACACACCUUGCACUCUCGGAAAAUUACUUUGUUGGUCAAAUUCCAUUAGAAAUCUCCCGAUUGACAAAUUUGGUUUCUCUUGAUCUCUCCUUCAACACAGGGUUGAAACUUGAAAAACCCAACCUGAGAACUCUUAUUCAUAAUUUAUCCAGUUUGAUUGAGCUUGAUCUUGAUUGGGUGAACAUGUCAGAUUAUGAUAAGAAUUAUUGGUAUCGGAGCUUAUCCUCGAUGCUCCCUAACCUUCAACGGCUAUCAUUGUCUAACUGUUCACUUUCAGGGCCCAUGGAUGCAUCCCUUUCAAACCUUCAUUUCCUCUCAGAGCUCAAUGUUGGCUUCAACAAUUUAUCUUUCAUGUCAAUACAAGAACUCCUAGGGAGACUUCCUUCUUUGAGAGUAUUGAUACUCUCAUCCACAGGAUUGCAUGGAGAGCUUCCAGACAACUUUUUCAGCCUACAACCAGACUUACAAGAUUUGUACUUAUCCUACAACAAUCUUCUCUCAGGUAACUUACCAGAAUUCCCUCAUGUAAAUUCUCUGCGGUAUUUGGGGGUCAUCUCAACCCCACUCUGUAGAAAGUUGCCCAAGUCGAUCAACAAUCUAAAGUUGUUGGAGGCAUUGUCAAAUCCCUUCCUUUUCGAAGGACCGAUUCCAUCUUCCUUUGCAAAUCUUACCAACCUUCAUUCUCUGGAUCUUUCAGAUAAUAGUUUGACAGGCCAAAUCCCUCCUUUUGCAAAUCCUACCAACUUUCUACUUCUGAAUCUUUCAUAUAAUAGUUUGACGGGCCAAAUCCCUUCUUUUGCAAAUCUUAUCCAACUUUACGAAUUGGAUCUUUCAUAUAAUAAUUUGACUGGUCAAAUUGAUUCCUUCUUCAAGGAUGGAGAUUCCAAUAUUAGGCACAUAGUCUUAAGGAACAAUUUGCUUCAAGGACCGAUCCCUACCUCAGCCUGUAGUGGAGAAACUAAUCUGGAAGUUCUUGAUUUGUCUUAUAACAAAUUGAGCGGUGUGAUUCCCAAGUGUUCUGGUCCCUUGGUAAUUGGCAAUCUAAGUGUCCUCAAUCUAGAGCAGAACAACUUGCAUGGGCCCAUUCCUGAUGCUUACACCAAAGGUUGCAAACUUCAAAUAUUCAAAGUCAAUGGCAAUCAACUCCAGGGGAAAUUACCAACAUCAUUCGAAAAUUGCAAGGAUAUGGAGUUGUUAGAUGUUGGGAAUAACCAGUUGAGCGACACCUUCCCCUUCUGGUUGCAAAGCCUACCCCAAUUGCGUGUUUUGGUUUUGCAAGCUAACAAAUUCUAUGGUCCCAUUAAACAAAAGUACUCAAAGGCUACUGCUGAUUCUCAUUCUCCCUUCCCACUGCUACAUAUGUAA
Macadamia integrifolia is the source of this 1947-nucleotide messenger RNA. RefSeq names its product receptor-like protein 43. Bases 1 to 1947 code for a protein of 648 amino acids. NCBI's taxonomy places the organism in Eukaryota, Viridiplantae, Streptophyta, Magnoliopsida, Proteales, Proteaceae. The transcript has 3 exons. The record is from RefSeq and is a predicted model, not a curated record. Gene Ontology annotation, molecular function: protein binding.